Molecule: messenger RNA, 1956 nt
Organism: Alternaria rosae
Lineage: Eukaryota; Fungi; Ascomycota; Dothideomycetes; Pleosporales; Pleosporaceae
Exons: 2
Coding region: 1-1956 (651 amino acids)
Source: RefSeq, a predicted model, not a curated record
AUGUCUACCACCCAGGGUGCUUUGAAGACCGCUAUGAGCCUGUAUAGGGCGGUAGCGAGCUAUAUUCCUCUCGUCCGUCACCGCGAAGGCAAUGCCCCCCGCGACAAUGGACGUACCGGUAGCGGCGCUGGAGGCCAGCCAACUGUAUCUAACGUUGAACUUUCGUCAUUGCAUACCCAGCUUUUGAUCACCUCCGUCCAGUCCGGAAGAAGCAAACACGAAACGAUGUUAGAGCUCCGAUCCAAGUCGGAUUCGAUCAAAGCGGACAUUGCGAUGAUGAAGGCGAAUGAACAAAACGCUCAGUCGACAAUCCAGUGGAAAGAGGCGGCUAUCGAGAGGAUAGAUCGUCAACUGCAACAUCGAAGCGGAAAAUCGAAAGUCCAGCAACGUUGCCUGAGGAUCUUAUUGCGCGAGCGCGACGCAGCGGCGAAGACCAAACGAGGAAUGCAAAGAUUAGUCAAGUCGCUUACGAAAGAAUACAAUGAGAAUCUUUGCUCAUUUGCUGAAGUCGUAAUGGAGCUCCAGGAUACCUUUCUUCUGCCAAAAGGGAAAGAGAAUGAGGUCAUAGCAGAGCAGCAUAAGGCCGGGUGCGUGCAGGGAGAAGUGGAGAAUCUGGUACAGGAGCACGAGCAAGCGCAGAUACAGCAAGACGGUGGUAUCCCCGAGGUGAACAAUGUUCAGCCGAACAAUUCGCCAGGCACCGCCCAAGAGAUCGAAAGUGGCAAAUCUCUCGCCCGUAACCAGCCUUUAGAGGCUUCGCAACCCGACAUCCAUAAAAUUGUCGUUAAUGCUGCCUGCCUUGACCAGCAAGCCGAGGCCCAGUCCAUCAAUAUCGCUGUUGACGACAAUGAUACAACGUUGAACCCGCCAGUGGAAGACAGGGGUAGCUCGCCAUCCAGCAAAACAAACGAUUCUGCUAUCCACGUCGAAGACCCGCAAGAGGUGCAGGAUAUGGCUAGAUCAGAAGCUGGUGUCGAUAUUGGUGGUCGGACAGUCGAUGAAGUGCAAUCAGUCGGAAUCGGACAGGAGGCCGGAGAAACACUUCCCCACGAAGAUUCGUAUGCCAAAGGUUACAAAGAACAGUGGGAUAAGAUUGAGCAGGCCAUAAAAAAGCUCGAGCGAUGUGAGAAGAGUUAUUGGGAGAGGAAAGAAAAGUUCGAACAGCACUACAAAACGUUUGAUGAAAAGCUGGAUAAGUUCUGCUCAAUCAACUCACGCAUGAGUAGAGCGGAUGCAGAACAAAGAUUCGGUCGACACUUCCUCGAGGUAGGGGGCAAUUUCCGUUAUUCUUUGGGUGUAGCGGAGAGGUCGCUCAAGAAAGCCCGGAUUGAGGCGAAAGAAGCAGGAGUCCACGAUUGCAACUCAUGGGACCAGGAGUCUGGCUUCCUUUCAGUGACGGGUGAAGGUCCGGAUCUAGAAGACAACGGCUACAUGAGCGAUAGUCGUGAUCGCGAAGUGGUGAUGGAGUGGCUGCAGAUGUCCUACGGCCCAGGAAUUAUGCAGCCUUCUGAGUUCAACUUCGCGACAUCGAAGGUGAGCGUCGAUCCUUGGGAGAGUCAUUCCACGAGGGGAGACUCAAGCAAACGGAGGAAGAUAGACAAGAAUGUCGGUACUUGGGAAGUCCAGUCCUCUAAAGCGUACUCAAGCAAGCGGAGGAAGAUUGAAGGGGAUGUUCGUUGGGUGGCGCCCAACGACAGCAAUGACAUCGCAUAUGGCACCGACAAGGAGGACAGGGGAAACCAGAAGCAAUCGGAAGGCCCAAGGAAGAGGCCUCGUGCAAGGUCAGAGGUAGCCCAUAAGCGACGUGCUCGAUCAUCCAACGCGCUUCCCGGUUACGAGGUUAUCAAAGGAAUGUUUUCCGAAAUGCCUGUAGAGGAUCACAGCGUCUGGAUGAAGCGAGACUACCGAGAAGACGUCAUCAUGGUUGACGACGAAACGACCGACGACGAUACCUGA